UUUCCGGCAGGCCGAAACUAGGAAGAAACUUGGAGCUGCUGAGGUACGGGUUGUAGUCGCCGCCACCACCGUGCCCCGUGGCCCGCGCCGCGCGGAGCUGUGGAGGCCUGGCCAUGGGGCGGCGCCGCGCUCGCGCGACCUAGGUGUACGGCCUCCCGCGGGCUCCGCUUGAGGGGCCGGACACGCGGCGCGGGCGGGAGGCGGCGUGGGACCCGCGGCCACCGCUGGCCUGGGCUCCGGCAUCAUGAACAUCGACGUUGAGUUCCAUAUCCGGCACAACUACCCUUGGAGCAAGUUGCCAACUAACGUGAGGCAGAGUCUUGGAAACUCACAGCGAGAAUAUGAAAAACAGGUUGUUUUGUACAGUAUCCGCAAUCAGUUGCGCUACAGAAAUAACCUAGUUAAACAUGUCAAGAAAGAUGAGCGCAAAUACUACGAGGAGCUGCUGAAAUACAGUCGCGAUCACCUCAUGCUGUACCCUUACCACUUAUCCGACAUUAUGGUGAAGGGCCUGAGGAUAACACCAUUUUCAUACUAUACUGGGAUCAUGGAGGACAUCAUGAACAGUGAGAAAAGUUAUGAUUCAUUGCCUAAUUUUACUGCUGCCGACUGUCUGCGGCUUCUUGGCAUAGGAAGAAAUCAGUACAUCGACCUGAUGAAUCAGUGUAGAUCUUCAAAAAAGUUCUUCAGAAGGAAAACUGCCCGUGAUCUUCUACCAAUAAAGCCAGUGGAAAUUGCUAUUGAGGCAUGGUGGGUGGUGCAGGCUGGAUAUAUCACAGAAGAUGACAUUAAGAUAUGCACUUUUCCUGAGAAAAGCACUAUUGAUAAGAUCAUCGACGCAGGUCCGCAGCUCUCUGGGUCACUAGACUACAAUGUAGUGCACAGUUUGUAUAACAAAGGCUUUAUUUAUCUGGAUGUGCCCAUAUCAGAUGACAGUUGUAUAGCUGUUCCUCCUCUGGAAGGUUUUGUAAUGAAUCGGGUACAAGGUGAUUAUUUUGAAACCCUACUCUAUAAGAUAUUUGUGUCAAUAGAUGAACACACUAAUGUCGCAGAGCUUGCCAAUGUCCUUGAGAUAGACUUAUCGCUGGUGAAGAAUGCUGUUUCAAUGUAUUGCCGAUUGGGCUUUGCCCAUAAGAAGGGACAAGUAAUAAACUUGGAUCAACUUCAUUCAUCAUGGAAGAAUGUUCCAUCUGUGAACAGAUUAAAGAGCACUUUAGACCCUCAAAAGAUGCUCUUAUCAUGGGAUGGCGGGGAAAGUAGGAGUCCUGUGCAAGAAGCUUCUUCGGCUACUGACACUGACACAAAUAGUCAAGAAGAUCCAGCUGACACAGCCAGUAUAAGCAGCUUGAGUCUGUCCACUGGUUAUACAAAGCGUAUUGCGUUCUUAUUUGACUCCACUCUUACUGCAUUCUUAAUGAUGGGAAAUCUUUCACCAAACUUGAAAAGCCAUGCAGUCACCAUGUUUGAAGUGGGCAAACUCUCAGAUGAGUCUCUGGACAGCUUCCUUACAGAACUAGAGAAGGUUCAGAGCACUGGUGAAGGAGAAGCACAGAGGUACUUCGAUCAUGCGCUUACUCUGAGGAACACGAUUCUCUUUUUGCGUCAUAAUAGAGAUCUGGUUGCUCAGACUUCUCAGCCAGACCAGCCCAAUUAUGGCUUUCCCCUGGAUCUCUUGCGCUGUGAAAGCCUUCUUGGUUUGGAUCCGGCAACUUGCAGCAGAGUUCUAAACAAAAACUACACACUGCUUGUUUCAAUGGCACCUCUUACCAAUGAAAUUCGGCCCAUCAGCAGCUGUACCCCUCAGCAUAUUGGACCAGCUAUCCCAGAAGUCAGUUCUGUCUGGUUUAAAUUGUAUAUCUACCAUGUCACUGGGCAAGGACCACCAUCUCUCUUACUGUCCAAAGGUACAAGACUUCGGAAACUGCCAGAUAUAUUCCAGGGUUAUGAUCGGUUACUUAUAACCUCUUGGGGCCACGAUCCUGGGGUAGUUCCUACAUCAAACGUGCUCACAAUGCUGAAUGAUGCUUUAACACAUUCUGCAGUGCUAAUUCAGGGACAUGGUUUGCAUGGGGUAGGAGAAACUGUCCAUAUACCGUUCCCAUUUGAUGAAGCAGAGCUACAAGGAGAGUUUACCCGGACCAGUAUGGGUGUUCAUAAAGCAUUACAGAUUCUGAGGAGCAAAGUGGACCUGCAGCAUUUCUGCGGCUAUGUCACCAUGUUGAAUGCAUCUAGCCAACUUGCCAGUAGAAAACUCAGUGACGCUUCUGAUGAGAGAGGCGAGCCUGAUUUGGCUUCUGGUUCAGAUGUAAAUGGGAGUACAGAGUCAUUUGAAAUGGUCAUUGAGGAAGCAACUGCAGACUCAGCAACAAAACAAAACUCUGGGACCACAGCAGAAGCAGAUUGGGUUCCUCUUGAGCUGUGUUUUGGAAUUCCUUUGUUCAGUUCUGAAUUAAACCGGAGAGUUUGUCAGAAAAUAGCUACACAUGGCCUGUGCAGUAAAGAGAGCCUUCAAAGCCUCUUACAUUCCAGUAGGAAACUCUCUCUACAAGUUCUUAAUUUUGUUCACUCGUUCCAGGAAGGUGCUUCAACUCUGGAUCUUCACACGGAGCCCAGCUUUUCAAGUGUGCUUUCCCAGUCAUCCUGCGCUGAUAUGGGAGUUCCACUUCCUGCCAAAAACUUAAUGUUUAAAGAUGGCAUCUUAUCAGAGUGGAGUGGACGUUCGCCUUCCUCCCUUCUCACUGCUAAUCUCCAUUUGCAAUAAUUUGAUUACAGCAUUCACUGCUCACAGUUUCUGCCUUUUUCUUUCUUAAGUUGGCUUUACAGUGUCAGCCACCGACGGUACCCUGCUACCA
Molecule: messenger RNA, 2852 nt
Organism: Acomys russatus (golden spiny mouse)
Lineage: Eukaryota; Metazoa; Chordata; Mammalia; Rodentia; Muridae
Gene: Fam91a1
Product: family with sequence similarity 91 member A1
Exons: 24
Coding region: 245-2761 (838 amino acids)
Biological process (GO): intracellular protein transport
Cellular component (GO): cytoplasmic vesicle; trans-Golgi network
Source: RefSeq, a predicted model, not a curated record